Molecule: messenger RNA, 1221 nt
Organism: Komagataella phaffii GS115
Lineage: Eukaryota; Fungi; Ascomycota; Pichiomycetes; Pichiales; Pichiaceae
Exons: 1
Coding region: 1-1221 (406 amino acids)
Biological process (GO): proteolysis
Molecular function (GO): cysteine-type endopeptidase activity
Source: RefSeq, a predicted model, not a curated record
AUGUUCCCCGGUAGACAGCACGUAACUUAUUCAUCCAACCAGGAAUUUCAGAGACCACCCACAGGGCCUCCCCCAAAUAAUUCACAGCAAUUUCAUCGUCCUCCGGUCGGACCACCACCUGCACACAACAGCGGGUACAACGUGAAUCAGUACCAAGCUCCUUCAACGCCUCCUCCUACAAAUUGGCAGAAGCAACAAUACCAGGCUCCACCAACACCUCCUAAUAAUUUUCAGAAGCAGCAAUACCAACAAGCCUCAUACUCAAGCUCCCGUCAAGCCCCACAACAAUCUCAAUAUGGACAGUAUCAGACCUCAGACUGUACUGGACGAAAGAAGGCGCUUUUGGUUGGAAUAAACUAUUUCGGAACAAGUAGUGCUCUAAAUGGUUGCAUUAACGAUGUUCAAAACAUGAAGGCUUAUUUGAUUAAUUAUCAUGGUUACAAGGCUGAAGACAUGGUUAUUCUCACCGAUGACCAGAGAGAUAUUGUUUCGAUUCCCAACAAACGAAACAUGAUUGCAGCUAUGCAGUGGCUGGUCAGUGAUGCUAGGCCUAAUGACUCACUCGUGUUUCAUUACUCUGGUCAUGGAGGACGAACUGAGGAUUUGAAUGGAGAUGAAGUUGAUGGAUUUGACGAUGUCAUUUACCCUCUCGACUUCAAAACCGCGGGCCAUAUUGUUGAUGAUGACCUUCAUGAUAUCUUAGUGAAGCCACUUCCAAUGGGUUGUCGUUUAACUGCCAUUUUCGAUUCUUGUCACUCUGGUACCUGUUUGGAUAUUCCAUUUACCUAUAGAGCCCAAGAUGGUCAAAUCAAGGAGUACAAUGUAUGGAAAGAAAGUGGCGGUGAUGCUAUGCAAGCUGUCUUGGGAUAUGCUCAAGGUAAUAUGGGUACAGUUGUGAAAUCAGUAGGCAGCAUGUUUAAGAAGGUCACCAAGUCGAAUUCUUCAGCUGUUGAGAGGAUUAAAAAGGAAAAAUUUUCUCCUGCGGAUGUCAUUGCAUUUUCAGGCUGUAAAGACACUCAAACCAGUGCGGAUACAGUCCAAAAUGGAACAGCAACAGGUGCCAUGUCAUGGGCAUUUAUUUCGGUUCUCACACAGAAUCCUAAUCAAAGUUAUUUGACACUAUUGCAGAAUAUUCGAAACCUUAUCGGUACGAAGUACUCGCAAAAGCCUCAAAUGUCUUCCUCACACCCUAUGGAUUUGAAUACUAGGUUUAUAAUGUAG